AAAAUAAAACUAACCCUGCCAUCCUUUCCUUUCUUGGCUCACAAUUCCUUGGGUAAGGAGCAAUGGCUUCUCCCACCACCUCCUUCCUCACUCUCUCUUCUCCUCCUCAUUCUCCUCCCUUUCUCCUCCACCGCCUCCACCACCUCCACCACCCUCCUUGACGCCGUGGAGUUCCUCUCCUCCUCGGGCUUCCAAUGCAUGGCCCUGCACCUCGAACUAGCCUCCCAAACCCUCCAACCACACCACUCCCUCAUCAUAUUCGCCCCCACCGACGCCGCCUUCGAACAUCACCAUCUCCAUCAACAACGUCACCCUCGUCCCCUCCCGCGUCUUCCAUCACCCCAACCUCACCAUCUUCCCCACCACCAACUUCUUCGACCCACGCUUCCACCUCACACCCCCACACCCCCGUCCAAAACCAAACCCUCCCACCUCUGCGCCCCUUCUCCCCACAACCACCUCUCCCGCGCUGCCCGCCUCCUCCGAUCCCACCGCUUCUCCCUCGUCGCCUCCCUCCUCGACCUCCAGCUUCCCUUCGCCUGCAACCGCUGUAAACUCACCCUCUUCGCCCCACUUGACAAGGCGCUGAGUCACGCCGCGCACAACCUCACCCAUCUCUCUGCGCUUCUUCGCCACCACCUCGUCCCCUGCAAGAUCGUCUGGCGCGAACUUGCAGAGCUCAGGGACGGAACCUUGAUUGGGACCUACGAGAAAGGGUUUUCUCUCAAUGUCACCGUGUCCAAGACUCACACUUUGUUGCUCAAUGGUGUGCAGGUCGUUUUUCCCGACAUGUUUCGCGGUGACUGCCUCGUGGUCCAUGGCGUUCAACACGUUUUUUCGCGUCACAAUGUGAAACAACAUCACCAUGCAAAGCACGACACGUAUUGGGUUACGGAUGCACAAGAUUACGAUGAACAUGAAGUGUCUUCUCAUUCUCCCGAGUUUGAUGAUGACAACCGCCACGGUGAGGGAAAUUCUGCAGGGCAUUACCACUUCUCUGUUUUUCAUUAG
This is a messenger RNA of Vigna umbellata (rice bean), 1011 nucleotides long. NCBI's taxonomy places the organism in Eukaryota, Viridiplantae, Streptophyta, Magnoliopsida, Fabales, Fabaceae. The record is from RefSeq and is a predicted model, not a curated record.